Molecule: messenger RNA, 8232 nt
Organism: Hemicordylus capensis (graceful crag lizard)
Lineage: Eukaryota; Metazoa; Chordata; Lepidosauria; Squamata; Cordylidae
Gene: KAT6B
Product: lysine acetyltransferase 6B
Exons: 17
Coding region: 714-6809 (2031 amino acids)
Biological process (GO): nucleosome assembly; regulation of DNA-templated transcription
Cellular component (GO): MOZ/MORF histone acetyltransferase complex; nucleosome
Molecular function (GO): histone acetyltransferase activity; DNA binding
Source: RefSeq, a predicted model, not a curated record
GGCCGGGCGCAUCGGAGAAGGGGGCUGGGUGAUAGUUGUGAUAAUGAUGGACGGGGAGCUUUUGCCAAUGAGCGCAGGUGUUUAGCUGGUAGGCGGGCUUUUCUGAAUCUUGCAAAGAGUAGGGAGGGAAGACAGGAGGUGAGGCUUUAAUGAGCCUCUAUUGGGCCAUCAUCUAGUGUCAUGGAUGCGCGCUGACUGCGAGAGGGCGAAACAAAAUGGCGGCGACUUAAAAGGCGAGAGCGGCGGUAGAAGAAGAGGCGCUGUCUAGACGGAGGCACCAGCAGGGGGAGCAGUAGGGGCAGUGCCUGGCCGUGGCCCCGCCCCCUCUCUCCGCCUCUCUCCUCCUUCCCCCACCCCCCCGGUGGCGGGGGCGGGCCGUGAGUGCCGCUCGCUGGUGAGAUUUCUGUGAAGAUCUGGAGCUGCUUGCCAUACCCAGGAAGAAGAAGAAUCUGUUAACUAGAGAUUUCUUCUGCUUGGUAUAAUGGAAUGAUUCCAGCUUUCCAUUUUGAUUAAAUAGGGAUUAAACAAACAAACAAACCUUUGAAUUGUUCCUGUUCUUUUUGAUAUCCUAAGGAUGGAUUGUUGAGUUGUUGCUGUGUAGUACAAAGAGCAGUCUGUUUUUCUGGUAGUGAAUACAUCUUGGAAGGCUCUUUAAAAGAAUUAAGAAGGAACCCUAUGGGUAACCCUUAUCUUCAAGAAAUUACUGGUCAACCAUGGUAAAACUUGCCAACCCACUUUAUACGGAGUGGAUUCUUGAAGCUAUACAAAAAGUUAAAAGGCAAAAGCAGAGGCCAUCUGAAGAAAGAAUUUGUCAUGCUGUGUGUGCAUCCCAUGGAUUAGAUAAGAAGACAGUUUCGGAACAGCUGGAGCUAAGUGUCCAAGAUGGAUCUAUUCUCAAAGUUACCAACAAAGGCCUUGCUUCCUACAAGGAUCCAGAUAAUCCUGGGCGUUUUUCAUCUGUUAAAUCUGGUGAGCUUCCUAAACCCACUAAAGGAUCACGAGGAACUUGUAACGAGCUUCGGAAUGUGGACUGGAAUAAACUUUUGCGCAGAGGAAUUGAAGGGCUUCAGGAACCAAAUGGUUCUUCCCUCAGAAACAUAGAAAAAUUCCUGAGAAGCCAACAUGACCUUGCAAGUAUUUUCAACAAUCCUGUAUUUCAGCGGAGGUUACGAUUGGGGGCCAAACGUGCUGUAAAUAAUGGGAGAUUAUUAAAAGAAGGACCUCAAUAUAAAGUGAACUACGGUAGCCUGGAAGGCAAAGGAACAUCUAAAUACAGUUCUCUACCAUUGUCUCUCCCACCUGUUAGUCUUUUGCCUCACGAAAAAGACCAGCCACGAGCUGAUCCCAUUCCAAUAUGUAGCUUCUGUCUGGGGACAAAAGAAUCAAACCGAGAGAAAAAGCCAGAAGAACUCCUUUCCUGUGCUGACUGUGGCAGCAGUGGACAUCCAUCAUGUUUGAAAUUUUGUCUUGAGUUGACAACAAAUGUGAAGGCCUUAAGAUGGCAGUGUAUUGAAUGCAAAACAUGCAGUGCCUGUAGAAUCCAAGGCAAAAAUGCAGAUAAUAUGCUUUUCUGUGAUUCUUGUGAUAGAGGAUUCCACAUGGAGUGCUGUGACCCACCGCUUUCCCGAAUGCCAAAAGGGAUGUGGAUUUGCCAGGUCUGCAGACCAAAGAAAAAAGGAAGAAAGUUACUUCAUGAGAAAGCAUCACAGAUAAGGAGACGAUACACAAAACCUAUUGGACGACCAAAAAAUAAACUAAAGCAACGAAUGUUGUCUGUAACCAGUGAUGAAGGAUCCAUGAAUGCAUUCACAGGAAGGGGGUCACCUGGUAGGGGUCAAAAGACUAAAGUCUGUACCACACCUUCAUCUGGUCAUGCUGCAUCUGUGAAGGAUUCAAGCAGCAGAUUGGCUGUUACAGACCCCACCCGGCCUGGUGCCACCGCCACCAAAAUCACCACCACCACCACCACCACCUCCACCUACAUAUCUGCCUCUACACUUAAAGUUAACAAGAAAACCAAAGGGCUUAUUGAUGGCCUUACUAAGUUUUUUACACCGUCACCCGAUGGUCGCAGAUCACGAGGUGAAAUAAUAGACUUUUCAAAGCAUUAUCGUCCAAGGAAAAUGACCUCUCAGAAACAAUCAUGUACUUCUCAUGUGUUGGCUACAGGUACCACACAAAAGCUAAAACCUUCUUCACUUCCACCCCCAAACCCCAUCUCUGGUCAGAGCCCCAGUUCACAAAAAUCCAGCACUUCCAUCUCUUCUAACUCUCCCCAAAGCUCCUCCAGUCAGUCAAGCGCACCCUCCUUUAGCAGCCUUCCCAAUAACAGUCAGCUAAAGGGACUCUUUGAUGGACUUUCUCAUAUUUAUACCACUCAGGGACAGUCUCGAAAAAAGGGGCACCCAAGUUAUGCACCACCCAAGCGUUUGCAUCGUAAAGCAGCAUUCUCUUCCACAUCCAAGUCUAAUACAGCUUUCUAUGGAAAGAAAGAGAUUAGAAGUAGGUUUAUUUCUCAUUCCUCCACCUCUGGAUGGGGUAUGUCUAGAGGACGUGCUUUUAAAGCAAUUGCUCACUUCAAGCAAACAACUUUCCUUAAAAAGCGCAGGAUUCUAGGCAGAUUAAAGUAUAAAGUGACCCCUCAGAUGGGGACCCCCUCACCAGGGAAGGGGAGCUUGGCAGACGGAAGGAUUAAACCUGAUCAGGAUGAUGGAACAGAAAUCAAAAUAAGCAUCAAACAAGAACACACAGAUCUGUUUCUGGUGGGAAGCAAGGACAUUGUAACAGAAGAAGAUCUGGAAAUGUUUAAGCAGGCCCAGGAACUUGCAAUGGAGAAAAUCGGAUGUAAAAAUGGUGGAGAAACAAAUGGACGGUACCCUUCUGUGAUAGAAUUUGGGAAAUAUGAGAUCCAGACCUGGUACUCUUCGCCUUACCCACAGGAGUAUGCAAGACUGUCAAAGCUUUUCCUGUGUGAAUUCUGUCUUAAAUAUAUGAAAAGUAAAAAUAUUUUGCUAAGACACGCAAAGAAGUGUGGCUGGUUUCAUCCUCCAGCCAAUGAAAUCUACAGAAGGAAGGAUCUUUCAGUGUUUGAGGUUGAUGGGAAUGUGAGCAAAAUUUAUUGCCAAAAUCUUUGCUUGUUAGCAAAGCUCUUUCUGGACCACAAAACCUUAUAUUAUGAUGUUGAGCCAUUCCUUUUCUAUGUUCUCACAAAGAAUGAUGAGAAAGGGUGCCACUUAGUUGGAUACUUCUCUAAGGAAAAGCUCUGCCAGCAAAAGUACAAUGUCUCCUGCAUAAUGAUCAUGCCCCAGUACCAAAGGCAAGGAUUUGGAAGGUUUCUCAUUGAUUUCAGUUACUUACUUUCUAGAAGAGAGGGACAAGCAGGAUCGCCUGAAAAGCCACUCUCUGAUCUGGGUCGUGUCUCCUACUUGGCCUAUUGGAAAAGUGUCGUAUUGGAAUAUCUUUAUUGUCAUCACGAGAAACAGAUCAGCAUCAAGGGAAUGAGCCGAGCGACUGGAAUGUGUCCCCAUGACAUUGCCACCACUCUACAGCAGCACAGCAUGAUAGACAGGAGAGAGGAAAAGUUUGUAGUGAUUAGAAGAGAGAAACUGAUUUCAAGCCAUAUGGAGAAACUGAAAACUAAUCCACGCAUCAAUGAGGUAGAUCCAGAGAGCUUGAGAUGGACUCCCCUCUUAGUUCCUAAUGCAGCAGUUUCUGAGGAAGAGAGAGAAGCUGAAAAAGAGGCUGAGCGACUGAUGGAACAAGCAAGCUGCUGGGAAAAAGAAGAGCAAGAGCUGUUCCCCACAAGAGCUAGUAGGCAAUUGCCUGCAAAAGUGCAAUCUAAGAAGUAUUUGCGACCUCCGGAGAAUGUGACUGUUGUAGCAGAGCGAGAACAGUCAACAGAUCCACCAAAAGAAAGCAAUGGAGGGGAGGAGGAAGAAGAGGAGGAGGAGGAGGAGGAGGAGGAAGAGGAAGAGGAGGAGGAGGAGGAGGAGGUGGAGGAGGAGGAUGUCGAUGGCCGUAAUCAAAGUUCUCCUCCCAGACUGGUAAAACCCCAGUUGCUUGCUGUAAAGAGAAAGAGACCUUUCAUAUUGAAAAAGAAAAGGGGUCGUAAACGCAGAAGGAUUAAUAGCAGUGUUACAACGGAGACCAUUUCUGAAACCACAGAAGUGCUGAACGAGCCAUUUGAUAACUUGGAGGAAGAGCGGCCCAUACCACAGCUGGAGUCCAGUCAUGAGCUAGAUGGGGAAGAUGAUGACUUAAAGCCUGGUAUUCAAAAAGUGUUCCAGUGUCAAUCUGAGGAGAAGGAAGAAAAUGAGCAAGAAGAAGAGGAGCAGGAGAAAGACAAUCACUGUUAUCAAAGUGACACUCCAUGCCGAGUUAGUGCAGAAGAGGAUGUAGCCAUCCUGGAAGAUGAAAGUAAAGACAAUCCUGAAUCUGUAAUGUGUAAACAAGGAUGGCCUAAAGGAGUGAAACGAUGUUCAUCCAAAUGGAGGCAAAACAAAGAGAGAAAACCAGGCUUUAAACUGAAUUUGUACACUCCACCUGAAACUCCCAUGGAGCCUGACUAUCAGGCGAUGGGAGAGGAAUCAAAAGAGAUGGCUGAAAACAACCCAUGCCAGAUUUCUGUGGUAACAGAGGAGAUUAAAAACACAGAAACUAUUCUGCCACAUGAGGAUGAGGUCAGAGAGUCAGUAUCUAAAUAUCUGGAGCUCCCCAAAGCAGAACAAACGGAAAAAGAUGUAACAGAAGUAUAUGAGAGCAACACAGUAGAAGAGAUGGAAAGUGCAAAUAGUCAAGAUAAAGAUCAGCAAGAGGAACCAGAAAUGGAAAAAGAGGAGCCUGAGCAUCUAGAAGAACACGAGGAGGAGCAGCAAUUUCACAAUGAAGAUCAUGAUGCAGAUGAUGAGGAUGAAAGCCACAUGGGUUCAACUGAAGUAGAGAAAGAGGUGGUGCCAGGAGAAGCUCUCAAAGAAGUACUCGAGAAUCAGGAGUCUUUUUUAGGUGCAAAUGAACAGAAUGACAGUUCAGGUCAGGAGGACUUAAUGGACUGUGGGGUUGACCUUGCAGCUGCAUGCAACAGCGACCCUAAAGAGCUUCCUGCUAUUCCAGAGCCUGUGUCUGAGUCAGGUCACGAAAAUACCGAAAACCAAAGUGAUGAACUAAAUUCUUCAUUCAAGGACACCAAUGCAGAAGCCAUGGAGAUAGACUCUGAGACAGUACAGGCAGUAAAGGCCUUAACAGAGGAAACGACAGAACAGGAAGAUACGUUCCAGGAUUGCACAGAGACUCAAGAGGCAUGUCGAAGCCUGCAGACUUAUACCAAUAGUGACCAAAGCCCACAGAUGACCACAUUGGAUGACUGUCAACAGUCUGAUCACAAUAGCCCUGUCUCAUCUGUCCAGUCCCAUCCCAGCCAGUCAGUUCGUUCUGUUAAUAGUCCAAAUGUGCCUCCGCUGGAAAACAGUUAUGCUCAAAUCAGUCCUGAUCAAAGUGCCAUCUCUGUGCCAUCUUUACAAAACAUGGAAACCAGUCCCAUAAUGGAUGUUCCUUCAGUUUCUGACCAUUCACAGCAAGUUGUGGAUAGUGGCUUUAGUGACCUGGGUAGCAUUGAGAGCACAACAGAGAACUAUGAGAACCCAAGCAGCUAUGACUCCACUCUGGGCAAUGGUAUCUGUGGAAACAACUCCUCACAAAACAGCUGUUCAUAUAGCAAUUUAACAUCCAGUAACAUGACGCAGAGUAGCUGUGCAGUGACCCAGCAGAUGUCCACCAUGAAUGGAAGCUGCAGUAUGAUGCAAACCACCAGCAUCAACUCCCCCCCACCUUGCAAUGUGAAAUCUCCUCAAGGCUGUGUCGUUGAGAGGCCCCCUAGCAGCAACCAGCAGCUCCCUCAGUGCAGCAUGGCUGCGAACUUCACCCCACCUAUGCAGUUAAGUGAAAUUCCCGAGACUGGCAAUGCCAACCUUGGCUUGUAUGAAAGAAUGGGCCAAAGUGAGUUUGCAGCGGGGCACUAUCCACAACCAUCAGCCACCUUCAGCCUUGCCAAACUGCAGCAGCUAACCAAUACGCUUAUGGACCAUUCAUUGCCUUACAGCCACUCAGCUGCUGUCACUUCCUAUGCAAAUAGUGCCUCUCUGUCUACUCUCAGUAGUACAGGACUUGUUCAGCUUUCUCAGUCUCAUCCAGUUCCAGGGGGGCCCCAAGUCCAGGCAACAAUGACUCCGCCCCCUAACCUCACGCCUCCUCCCAUGAAUUUGCCACCUCCCCUUUUGCAGCGUAACAUGGCCACUUCCAAUAUUGGCCUCUCCCAUGCCCAAAGACUGCAAACCCAGAUGCCUGGCAAAGGCCAUGUUUCGGUUAGGACUAAGUCGGCACCUCUGCCACCAGCUGCAGCAGCCCACCAGCCGCAGAUUUAUGGGCGUGGCUCACAGACUGUGGCCAUGCAAGGGCCAGCACGCACCUUAACCAUGCAGCGUGGCAUGAACAUGAGCGUGAACUUAAUGCCAGCUCCAGCUUACAAUGUCAAUUCUGUGAACAUGAAUAUGAAUACUCUUAAUGCUAUGAAUGGGUAUAGUAUGUCCCAGCCCAUGAUGAAUGGUGGUUAUCAUGCAAAUCAUGGAUACAUGAAUCAGACAGCCCAGUACCCUAUGCAGAUGCAAAUGGGAAUGAUGGGAAGCCAGCCAUAUGCGCAACAGUCAAUGCAGACUGCCCCCCACAGCAACAUGAUGUAUACUCCACCAGCGCAUCAUGGCUAUAUGAAUACUGGCAUGUCUAAACAGUCUCUGAAUGGUUCUUACAUGCGUAGGUAGGACCUUGCAUGGGGAGAGGGUGGGGGACAGUCGACCUACCCCACUGGAAUGCUAGGAUUCGACCUGCACAAAAAGAUGUUCCUUUGGAGAGUAUGAUUUCAAAACCAGCAAUUGGUGUGAAUGCAAAAACAUUUGUUGGCACCAUUUAAAAAAAAAAACCCUGUAUGCAGCAGAAAGCCUUAUAUAAAUGUGUUCUCAUUUAAUUUUUUUGUAAUUUUGUUUUAUUUGCCAUUUUUUGUAUAACUGAAGUUCUGUGGCAAGGAGGAACUUCUUCCAUUGUACUUCAAAUACACAAAACAGCUGAUGGUUCACAGCCAUUUUUUAUGUGCCUGCUCCCAUUCGAAAUGUGGACCAUAGUUUUGGAGAAUACCUGAUGUUGUGCUGGACUGUGAGCUUCCCUCCUGUUCUCUUCCUCCCCCCUCCCUUCCUCCGCCAUGUAAAUGCCUUUUUGCAUUGCAUUCAUGGUCUGUUUUGUUCCUCAAAGUGACACUUUCGCAUGCCGCUAAUGUCUUUGUUAGUGACAGUGCAUUUCGUAGUACUGUACAAGUGUUGUGCUUAACAGUAAGCCAUUUCUUAAUUUGUGUUUUUUGCCUUGAUUAGGUUACCCCAGUUUAAGGGGGUUAAAUAUAUAUAUAUAUAUAUAUUUUUGUUAAUUAUAUUUAAAAAAAAAUCUUGUUUAAAAAAGGCUGUUAAAGCUAUUCUGAUUUUGGUUGUUUCGAACAUUGUAAUCCAUAGGAAUAUUCUCCUGUGUGACUACUAUGCUCUUGUCACAGUCUGAUUGAGUUUCAUAGGGCUGGCACUAGGAGAAUAUUCUGGUGGAUUGCACCCCUCUAUUGAUCAAUGUUUGGUGUAAAGGUGAAUCCUCUUUCUAUUCUGGUGUCAGAUUUUUUUUUCCCCCAAAGGAGGAAAAAAGGCAGCUUUCUGUUCUCUUUUUUAAGAAAUGCAAACCUUUAUUGAUUGAAUGAAGCAUAUCAGUGUUUAUCAAGUUUUUGAAACAUUUUCAUAUGUCCAGAUACUUGGCAGGAUUAAAAAAAAAUUAGUGAAUUUGGUGUAAAGUUGCUAUUUUAUGGAAAUGCCUCUAACUUUACAUUUUCAUUCCAUCUGUAGAUUUUUCUAUCUUUAUAAAAUAUUGGAGUUAUUUUUAAAAAAAAGUAAAUAGAGCAGUAGCGUGUGAAUAGCUCAAACAAAGCUUACCCAGCGCAUGUAAAAAAGCAGAAGGUAUUUGUGUCUGUUUAUAUGGCUUCCUUUUUUGUAGCCUUUGUACCUGUACAGAGUGACUGUAAGGGCCAAGAAGUGGCUUGAUUCAUGUAUAAAGACCCAGUGACACUCUUGUAUUUAUCUGUUUACCUUUUUAGUCAGUCACUUAAAUAAAGCAAAGAUGAGCUGUACAUUUUAACAUGAAAAUAAAUUAUGAUGAGCCAUU